This is a messenger RNA of Rattus norvegicus (Norway rat), 4149 nucleotides long. The record is from RefSeq and is a predicted model, not a curated record. Lineage: Eukaryota; Metazoa; Chordata; Mammalia; Rodentia; Muridae.
GGCAGCGCCUUCUCCAGACCGAGACCCCAGCGCAGAAUGACCAGAGGGCGGUGGCCUCCCGGCGGAGUGGCCGGGCCAGGAGCGUGCUGCGCUGGUUCUCCACCGCGGUCCUGUACGCCGCCUUCCUGGGGCUGGGAAUGACGGUUGCCAUGUUGGGACCCACAUUUCCAGACCUGGCCAGAAACGUGAACCGGAACAUCAGCAGCCUUUCCGAAAUCUUCGUGGGCCGAGCCCUCGGCUACUUGUGCGGCUCUGUGGUUGGUGGGGUGCUUUUCGACUGCAUGAAUCAUUUUCUACUUUUAGGAAUGUCAAUGCUGGCUACCACAGUUGGUCUUUAUCUUAUUCCUUUCUGCAAGACGGCAACACUACUGACUGCCAUGAUGUCUGUAUUUGGCGUCUCGUUUGGUGCCCUGGAUACAGGUGCAAAUGUCCUCAUCUUGAUUCUUUGGGGGGACAAAGGAGCCCCACAUAUGCAAGCUUUGCACUUCAGUUUCGCCUUAGGUGCCUUCCUGGCUCCCCUGCUGGCUAAAUUGGCCUGGGGUACCACAGCAUCUGCUCAGAACCACACUGAGUCCGACUUUGACCCUUUAAUGCUGAACCGAUCUUCCAAAGCCGUCACAGAUUCUGUGUUCGCGGUACCCGAUGACAUGAAUCUGCUGUGGACAUACGCGUCCAUCGGAACCUAUGUUCUAGUAGUUUCUGUCUUCCUGUUUGCUCUGUUUUGUAAGAAACGCUCAAGGCAGAAAAAGUCCUCAGCGUCUGCUCAGGGAGCUCGAAGGGCUAAAUACCACAGGGCCCUGCUAUGCCUCCUCUUUCUCUUCUUCUUCUUCUACGUGGGAGCGGAGGUGACCUACGGCUCUUACGUAUUCUCCUUCGCCACCACCCACGUUGGCAUGGAAGAGAGCGAGGCAGCUGGCUUGAACUCCAUCUUCUGGGGGACCUUCGCAGCCUGCAGGGGCCUGGCCAUCUUCUUUGCGACAUGCUUACGGCCUGGGACCAUGAUUGUGGUGAGCAACAUCGGCAGCUUGGCCUCAUCUUUCUUUCUGGUCCUUUUUGACAAGAGCCCUCUUUGCCUCUGGAUCGCGACUUCUGUGUAUGGAGCCUCACUGGCAACCACGUUCCCCAGUGGAGUCUCCUGGAUUGAGCAGUACACCACCUUAACUGGGAAAUCCGCAGCCUUCUUUGUCAUUGGUGGUACUCUGGGAGAAAUGGCGAUUCCUGCAGUGAUCGGAAUUCUUCAGGGACACUACCCAGACCUGCCAGUAGUUCUGUACACAUGUCUGGGCUCAGCCCUAUUCACGGCUGUUUUAUUUCCUGUGAUGUAUAAAUUAGCCAGCUUAGGUCUGUAAUGUGAAUGAAAGGAAAACAUCUCAGGGUCAGAACACUCUGCCCUUUAAGUUUGGCCCAUCAGGGAAAGGAUAAAUGGGAAGGCAUAGAAGAGCUCCAUGGAAUGGAUUCUGAAGUAGAUGAACAAGGCAGUGAAGCAGUCUGUAUUCAUUGUCUAGAACGCACCAUUGGUGUCCUCACCGACUCGGCUCAUUCUUUGGAUUAACAGUACUGUUCAGCCUUCUGUGAAAUGCUGUCUUCAUUUAUUUACUUGUGAUUGUGACCCAUACUUGACAAGAAGUCAACGAAGGGCUUGUUUUGUCUCACAGUUUGAGAGUGCGAAAUGUCAUGGAAGGGGGACUAUGGUUACAAGAGGCUCCCUGUGUCAGGAUUCGGGGCUGGGAUCCGAAUUUCUUUGCAUCUUGGUAAAGCAGGGUGCGGAGAGAAGAGCAAAAGUGUGGCCAGGUGCAAAAUCCUCAAGCCUUGCCUCUAGUGAUGCACUUCCUCCAGGGGAGCCCCACUUCCUCCAGGGGAGCCCCACUUCCUCCGGGGGAGCCCGCUUCCUCCAGAGGAGCCCUACUUCCUCCAGGGGAGCCCCAUUUCCUCCGGGGGAGCUCCAUGUCUUCCAGAGGAACCCUACUUCCUAAAGGUUCCAUGAUCCUCUAAAAUAUUGCCCUCAGUCAGGAACCAAGUGUUGAAACAGAUAAGCCCACCGGUGUGUUUGUGUGUGGGAGGGAAGGGGUGGUUUCACAGUCAAGCUAUAGCAAGUACCUUGUCAGAAAGCAGGACAAAGGGGCUAAUACUCAGAUUCUCUGUCUCUUGGGGAAGUGGGAAAUUGAAGGAUCAAACUCAGGCCUCUGCAUGGGUGAGCCAAGCACUCCACCAGUCUUCAGAUCUUCAGCCCCUAGUUUCCUUGAAUCCACGCUUCUAAAUAGGCCAAUCAGAGAAGAUCAUCAGUGAAGUUUCAGUGGUCUCUUGGGAUUUCAGUUCCGAGGUCAGCGUAUAGGAAAUGCUGAGAUGUUUUGAAAUGGUCUCUCACCUCCACAUGUUACAUAUGUGUUUCAUGGCUUUGUAAUCUUAAUUCUUGUCUGAGGCUCCUGUUUUGGCAGGGGUCAUUAAUCAGUAUUUUAUUGUCUCCAACUUUCAGAGUGUGCAAAGAAUUCACUCGUGUUUGAAAAGUUGGGUCAUAUUCAAAUAGAUCAGUCAUCGAGGAAGGCAAUGGAUUUGCUGAGCCAAGGUCAGGGCAUCCACAUUCACCAGGAAAGCUAGACCGAAUAGUUUCAUGAAAGACUGGAUACGAACAGAUGUUUUCAUCUUGUCCUGGUCAGUGGAUUAAAGAAUGCUAAUGACUUAUCUUCCUAUAUCUACAAAGAAAUUAUGCAGCGGGUUUUAAGAGAAUCACCUGGAGGCUUGACAUUGCCUUCAGGUCUGUCUAUGCUCAGGCUCUUGAGGCUGCCUCCGCAUAGACAGACGAGUCUCAGCCCCUGAGUUGUGAUUCCGGGAACAAGAAGCUUUCCAAGACAAGCUUGCCCAAUACGUCUGCUGGAACGGCCAGUGGCUUAUUUCAGAUGAAGAUCGAGACAGAAAGCUAGAAAGGCUCAGAGAGGUGCUACUGAAUGCCGGUUUAACCUGCUACUCCUCAUACAUCCGCUGGCUUUCCGAACAGUGUGCCUGACCGGAAGGCGUGUGCUCCCUCCCCAGUCAAGCAUACCUCAACCAGAGUGUUCAGCAGUCAACGAUCAUUUAAUGUCAUGACCAACUACAAUUGUCAGCUGCUUUCUGUACACAGAGUACAGAUAAGCCUGGUUCCCAUUCAAUGUUGCAUAUUAGAAAAAAAAAAGGUAAUUAGUAACAGCUCAAUACACAUUACUUUUUAAAGACAGUUUUCAGAGGGAAAUUUUAUUUAUUUGCUUAUUUCAAGGUAGGGGGUCUUACAUUGCCAUUUUAGCCUUGCCUCAAACUCUGGGACUCAAGCAGUCUACUCAGCCGUCCAAGUCCCUGGGAGCUACAGGAAUGCACCAAACAUCAGACUGAACAUUUUUUUUCCUCCUUUCUUAUUUUCGGAGCUGGGGACCGAACCCAGGGCCUUGUGCUUUCUAGGCAAGCGCUCUACCGCUGAGCUAAAUCCCCAACCCUGAAUAUUUUUUAAUAUAUGUAUUUUUGUCUGUUUUCAGAGAGGAUUUGCAGACAGUUUGUUCCAAUAUCUUGACAGUAGGAUGAAUUUGGCUCUAGUUGUGUUUAGAAGGGACUGGUGGCACUUUGUUCUCCUAUGUCAGUGGAAGGGUGAAUUUUUUAUACCGUCAUAUUUGGAGAUCUGCAGAUACCUUGUACCCCCUGCCUUAAAUAUGAGAACUGCAGGUGGAUCUUUUUGAGCCCUCAACUACCUCAGUAAGACCUAGUAGGUCUAGGCUUUGCUGUUUCUUGAUUUGACAUUUCCUAGUAACGAUUUGAGUAGUCGUCACAUUAUAAACACUGUGAACACUUGACAACCUUCUUUUGUAGUUAGGCAAUCUGUCUAGGGGUUGGAACAGUUGUGUGACCAGUUAGGCAAAGCUCUGCCACCCCACGUUUCACGUGCCUGGGAAACCGGAGUAACACUUAGAAGAUAGAACGCUGGCCUCAAGAAGGGGAGGAGAAAGACUACUGCAUAUUAGAUAUGACGGACAUGUGUUAUCCUUUACAAAUGAGCAGAUCAAGGAAUGGUUUUAUUUACCUCUUCCCAAGUUUUAUUGCGAGUGGCGUGUAAUCCAACGUGAUGGCAGUGAGCUUAUUUUCUCUUGUCUCUGUAACUUGCUUCUGAAUAAAUUUUUGCUGUAAGUGAAA